AUGGACUUUCAUCUGAAGCAAUGGAGAAACCAGCAUGAGUCAGCGGAACAACAUUCUACAAAGAUGCCAAAACUUCUACCUGCAGAAUCCCAUCAACAGCCAGAGUCAUCUGCAUCUGCAUCUGCUCUUCCUUUGUUUUUACCUGAACCUAACAGCAAAGUCAGCACCCUGUCAGAUUCAACAUUUGCUACUAACGGAUUUCCCAGGAUGGGAAGUUAUUUCAGCUUGGCUCAGUGGCAGGAGCUUGAGUUGCAGGCUUUGAUAUUUAGGUACAUGUUGGCUGGUACUGCUGUUCCUCAUGAGCUUCUUCAACCAAUCAAGAAAAGCCUUCUUCAUUCCCCUUCAUAUUUCCUUCAUCACCCUCUCCAACAUUAUCAGCCUGCUUUGUUGCAAUCAGGGUAUUGGGGAAGAGGAGCCAUGGAUCCGGAGCCAGGCCGUUGUCGGAGGACCGACGGGAAAAAGUGGCGGUGCUCGAGGGACGUGGUGGUUGGGCAGAAGUACUGCGAGCGGCACAUGCAUCGCGGUCGAAACCGUUCAAGAAAGCCUGUGGAACUACCCACACCAACUAGUGCCGCUGGUGGUGGAUCUCUCGCUGCUUCAUCUUCCAUUAUUUCUUCACAGCCUCUGGCUACUGUCUCGCUGAAAUCCCCUUUCGAUCUUCUUCACCUUAAUGAACGUUCCUCUGGGACCAAGAAUGAAGACAAGGUCUUGGUUGAAAACCAAAACCAAAACCAAGACCAUGUGGGUGGGGAUGGCAAAUCAGGGGGUCAAAUGCUGAGGCAUUUCUUUGAUGAUUGGCCACGAUCACUGCAACAGACUGACAACGCUGAAAACAAUGCUGGCGGGAUGAACUCGGCGACAUGUCUAUCUAUUUCAAUGCCCGGAAAUACUUCGUCGGAUGUAUCAUUGAAAUUGUCCACUGGCUACGGAGAGGAUCCGUGCCCAAGAAAUGGGAAUGUGGACCCAGACACAGAACAACUGCAAUUGAAUUGGGCCGGAGGAUGGACUUCGGCUAAUCAAGUGGCCUCAAUGGGAGGACCACUUGCAGAGGCACUGAGAUCAUCUACGUCAACUUCAUCACCCACUAGUGUUUUGCAUCAGUUGCCUCCUAGUUCUGGAUCUGAGACUAGCUUCAUUAGUACCUAGAUUUAG
Gastrolobium bilobum is the source of this 1152-nucleotide messenger RNA. Its product is annotated as growth-regulating factor 3. Gene Ontology annotation, molecular function: ATP binding. Gene Ontology annotation, biological process: DNA-templated transcription; developmental process; regulation of DNA-templated transcription. Gene Ontology annotation, cellular component: nucleus. The transcript is spliced from 4 exons. Lineage: Eukaryota; Viridiplantae; Streptophyta; Magnoliopsida; Fabales; Fabaceae. The record is from RefSeq and is a predicted model, not a curated record. The coding region runs from base 1 to 1146 and encodes 381 amino acids.